CUGAGCUCUGCUCUCCCCUCCCUGCCUCUCACCAGCCCUCUUGUAAGUGAUCAGGCUGUCAACUAGCUUCUCUAGGGUAAGGUUUCAGGUCAUCUGGGGUGUAUAAAGAUAGGUGCCAAGCCUAGGCAGCAGAGACGACAGUGAAUGGCAAGAAGCAGGCAGAUCCUUGCUGCCGCCAUCUGGGAUGGAGCCCUAAGGAGCCUUAAGGAGGCCCCGUGCUUCCCCUACCCUGGCUGGACUCACAGCCUCCUCCCUGCACUAAAGCCCAGGACUACAGAGUGGCCUCCCUCCCUGGACCUCCUCUGGACCCUGCAGGGACUAGGCAGAGCCUUUGGGGACCAUGGUUGGACUAAAGCCUUCAGAGGUGCCUCCCACAACAGCUGUGAAGUUCCUGGGAGCAGGCACGGCCGCCUGUUUUGCUGACCUCCUCACCUUUCCCCUGGACACAGCCAAGGUCCGCCUGCAGAUCCAGGGGGAGAACCACGCAGCCCAGAGCGCCCAGUACCGUGGCGUGCUGGGCACCAUUCUGACCAUGGUGCGCACCGAGGGCGCCCGCAGCCCCUACAAUGGGCUGGUCGCCGGCCUGCAGCGCCAGAUGAGCUUCGCCUCCAUCCGUAUUGGCCUCUACGACUCCGUUAAGCAGUUCUACACCCCCAAAGGAUCGGACUGCUCCAGUAUCACCACCCGGAUUUUGGCAGGCUGCACCACAGGGGCCAUGGCGGUGACCUGCGCCCAGCCCACAGAUGUGGUAAAGAUCCGGUUUCAGGCCAGCAUGUGCCUUGGGCCUCGGAGCGACAGGAAGUACAGCGGGACAAUGGAUGCCUACAGGACCAUCGCCAGAGAGGAAGGCAUCAAGGGCCUGUGGAAAGGAACGUGGCCCAACAUCACAAGGAAUGCCAUUGUUAACUGUGCUGAGAUGGUGACCUACGACAUCAUCAAGGAGAAGCUGCUAGACUAUCAUCUGCUCACUGACAACUUACCCUGCCACUUCGUCUCUGCCUUUGGAGCCGGCUUCUGUGCCACGGUGGUGGCCUCCCCAGUGGACGUGGUGAAGACCCGGUACAUGAACUCGCCCCCAGGCCAGUACCGCAGCCCCCUGGACUGUAUGCUGAAGAUGGUGGCCUGGGAGGGCCCUACAGCCUUCUACAAGGGAGAAGAAAAAGACUGAACAGAUCUCAGAAAAUGCUUGUGACUAACAGAAGGCUGGGCACCAACGCUCCACCUGAUGCUUUGUUGUUUCUCUGACCAGAUUUACACCCUCCUUCUUGCGUUUGGGAACCUGGAAUGUGGUGAUGUUUGUGACCUACGAGCAGAUGAAACGGGCCUUGAUGAAAGUCCAGGCACUUCGGGAAUCUCCGUUUUGAAUGAGACAAGGCCACUCAGUACUUAACUGGAACAAAACCAGUUAAAGCAGUGGGUCCAUGCACACAUGAACACAGACCCACACAUGUUUACAGAACUUUUUCCUUUCUACUGACUCAAGAAAUAGAAGAGGAGGAAGGAUUCUGGUCUUCAGUGCUUUAUCUUAAGAACACCUUUGUUUUGCACUGACAAGAUGAAAAAUAAAUUAUAUUAAUUUAGGUUUGAUGCCUAACAUUUAGGCAUGAGGAAAUGAACCAAAACAGAUCCAUUUGGGUAAAAUGGAAGUCUGCACAUGUAUGUCCCCUAAAAAUAUGAUUAAAUGAUGAAUUAUAAACAGGAAAGACUGCCAGCCCAGGACCACGUGGCAGACACGGCAUACUUGGAAAUCAGCUACGGAGGCUGGACGGACACUGCCAGAGCUACACAGGCUGUGAGCACAGCCUUCAAGUAACCGCAGGUCAUCGGCCAUGUGCGUAAUGUGUCUGCCAGUAGAAUCCACUGGAUUCUAGGAAACGUGAGAAAGAAAAGAGAAAACCUAGAACCUAGGCCAAAGGAGCACUGCUGGGCCAAUGUGAGAUGUUCCCUGACCACUCUGCAGAAUCAAGAGGGCAGUGCCGUCUCCUUUCCUGGGAGUAAUAAUCCCUUCCCUCCUACCACCCCACGGGUGUUAUGAGGAUCAGUGAGAAGCUGCACAGAAAGUGCCUAAAGAGCAAAACCUUGGUAUGAUGUAAGUAAGGACAAUGCCUUUGGGAAGGUUUUGUCAGGAGAGUGGGGAGCUGCCAGGGAAGAAGGUGUUGAAAGACGGUUUUCUGGAGGUGAGACCGAAGGAAGCAGGGGCCAGGGCCAAGGUGACAGAGGGUGAUGUGCAGCUGCAGAAGCCCCGCUCCCAUGCAGCCCCGCUCCAGGGCAGUCUUGAGAGGCACCUGGAAGGGUGUGGGGUUUGGGGGAGAGGGGGUACAUGCCAGCUGACAGCCCCAAGUAGCAAGACUCAGAGUGUUUUGGAAAUUUAUUAUGACUCAAUAAAGAAAUUCACACUUUGAGUGUGGGAAUGAG
Messenger RNA from Manis pentadactyla (Chinese pangolin), 2415 nucleotides. It is a transcript of the gene UCP3, whose product is annotated as uncoupling protein 3. Gene Ontology annotation, molecular function: oxidative phosphorylation uncoupler activity. Gene Ontology annotation, cellular component: mitochondrial membrane. Gene Ontology annotation, biological process: mitochondrial transmembrane transport; adaptive thermogenesis; mitochondrial transport. NCBI's taxonomy places the organism in Eukaryota, Metazoa, Chordata, Mammalia, Pholidota, Manidae. The record is from RefSeq and is a predicted model, not a curated record. The coding region runs from base 341 to 1168 and encodes 275 amino acids. The transcript is spliced from 7 exons.